AUGACCUGCCACAGCCAUGGAAACCAGCGCCCGGCGGGUGGCGCAAGACGCACCAUCUCGCGCUUUGGCGAGGUCGUGGUAAACAACAAACGAGUUAUCAAGGCCAUCCUCGACCCCGCCGUCGAUGACGGUCCUCUCGCUGCCUCCGCGUUGAUUCUGGACGGGGAUGAGGAGGCAACGUUGAUAGGCACGCCCGCGGACGAGAUCUAUGACGCGCUGAUGCUGAAGAAGCUGCGCGGGCUGUACGGAUCCUGUAUGGACGAGGGCCGCCUGGACGAGGUCGGCGCCGCGCCGCUGUUGAAAAUUACCGACACCGUUCGGAAGCUGUUCGAUGGGUCCACCAUGAUCGUCGAUGCGAUCUCCGGAGGGGAAUGCGGCCUCGGCAAAGAGCAGAACGGGAACCUGACCGCUGCCAUCGCGUUCUUGCACUCGAGGGGCAUCCCGGUGCUCUUCGAUAUGAUCGCGGGAGAAGACGCCGGCAACGACCCUGAUGCGAUGACGCUUUGGUUCACGCAAUCUGACUUCGGCCUGCCGUCCAAGGAAUACUUCCAGGAAGAUAGCAUCGUCGCUCUCUACCAGAGCGCUAUUGAACGCCUGCUCGAAUAUCUUUAUGAAAACGCGCCCUCCGCCUCCGCGUUCAUCCCUCCGCCGCAGGGCAGCGUGGUCGUCAAUGACGAAGCCGGCCGAAACCCAUCAACUUCACCCAACUCACCGCUCAUCGCCUUCGAAAAGCGGCUCGCGGCCGCGUCUCUUCCGCUCGACAAACUCUACCUAGAUCCAUUCGGGACGUACAACCCGACUCCGAUCGCGAACCUGACCCACGCGCUACCGCAGGUCGCGUGGGGCAAGUACUUUGCGAGCAUGACGCCGCGCGCUUACCUUGGGCUUGUGAUCGUGACCUACCCUGCGUACCCUGCAAAGGUGGCUGCGAUAUUGGCCGAAACGAAGGGCGAGGUCGUCGCGGCUUAUUUCGUGGCGCGCGCUGCGCGGGCACUCUCGCCGCACCUCGGGCACGGGACCGUUCCGUGGAAGGUAACGCGAGAGCUCGCCGAGGUACUGCAAGGCAUCAAGAAGGGCGCGGUGGCGGACAGGUCAGAAUGGUGCAUCUCCAAGGUCGAGUCCGCGCUUGGCUUCGCGCUCGGGAGGUAUUUCGUGAACGAGACGUUCACGGGUGACUUGCGCGAGAAGGUGACCAAGGUUGUCACGCACAUUGUCGGCGCGUUCAAGAAGAAGCUCAAAGAUAUCGAGUGUAUGGACGAAGAGAGCGUCAAUGCCGCGGCCGAGAAAGUAGGCUGGCUCUGCGACGGUAACUUCACGUUGGCGGAGAAUAUCGCGGACAGCGGACUCAUCCAGUCGUACCGAGCAUGGAAGGCCCAGCAUGCCGACUCGCUGCAAAACGGGAACGACCACCUACUACCUGGCCUGGCCUUUACGAGGGAGCAGCUGUUUUUUAUCUCGUUUGCGCAGGCAUGGACGCAAAACAUCAAACCCGCCGCAGCUGUUGCAGAUGUCCGGGGCAAUCCACACUCGCCCAAACGCUACCGCGUCGACGGCACCGUGUUCAACAUACCCGAGUUCGCGGAGGCGUUCAAUUGCUCUGCUACAGCUAAAGUGCGCACCCCCGUGUAUGCAUACUUCGGAUGA
Molecule: messenger RNA, 1644 nt
Organism: Punctularia strigosozonata HHB-11173 SS5
Lineage: Eukaryota; Fungi; Basidiomycota; Agaricomycetes; Corticiales; Punctulariaceae
Product: Metalloprotease
Exons: 9
Coding region: 1-1644 (547 amino acids)
Biological process (GO): protein processing
Cellular component (GO): plasma membrane
Molecular function (GO): metalloendopeptidase activity
Source: RefSeq, a predicted model, not a curated record